This is a messenger RNA of Myxocyprinus asiaticus (Chinese sucker), 3171 nucleotides long. Its product is annotated as 3 beta-hydroxysteroid dehydrogenase type 7-like. Gene Ontology annotation, molecular function: 3-beta-hydroxy-Delta5-steroid dehydrogenase (NAD+) activity. Bases 459 to 1562 code for a protein of 367 amino acids. Gene Ontology annotation, biological process: steroid biosynthetic process. The record is from RefSeq and is a predicted model, not a curated record. Lineage: Eukaryota; Metazoa; Chordata; Actinopteri; Cypriniformes; Catostomidae. The transcript has 7 exons.
AUUUUCACAGUAUAGUGCUGAUAUGAAAAGAAAAACAUUUGUGUGCAACGUGUGACUACUUCUUGGUAAACUCUCAACAGACAUGAAAAGAUGCCACUGUUGACGGAACAUAGCCACAGUGACACAGUUUCUGCAUCCUCAUUCUGAGUCAAGUGCAUUUAGGGGCCAUGGACUGGAUACAACGGUCCCUCACAGAAGUCAAGUAAGAUUACUUCAGAACCCCUGAAGGAUGUCUGUUAAACAACAAGAUACCACUGAACUGAAACAAGGGCUCCUUUUCUAAGCACAGUACCCAGUGUGCAGAGGAAAUGAGACCCGGAUUCCAACCAGUCUGCGCAUGUGAACAAUACGGCAACAACUAAUUUAAAUAACAUUCGGUGAACAACUGACUGACGACGGCAAGCAACACUGACGGAUAAAUACUUCAAUCAACGGAGAAGACUUAACGGUGUACAAAUAUGUCUGAUGAAAAGUCGAAGUUAACCUAUGUGAUAACUGGAGGGUGCGGUUUUCUCGGACAGCACCUGCUGCGAGUUUUGUUGGAAAAAGAAGAAAAUAUUAAGGAGAUCAGGCUUUUUGACAGACACAUUAACCCAAAUCUUCAAAGUCACAGUACAGAGCAUGUGAAGGUGGUAUUGAUACAGGGAGAUAUAACAGAUUACAGCAGUGUACAGGAUGCCUUCCAGGGAGCAGAUCUGAUCAUCCACACAGCUAGUUUGGUUGAUGUUUGGUACAAAGUCCCUGAAAAGACCAUCUAUGCAGUCAAUGUACAAGGAACGGAGAAUGUAAUAAACGCCUGUGUGGAAAUUGGUAUUCAGUAUCUGAUCUAUACAAGCUCCAUGGAGGUGGUUGGUCCAAAUGUAAAUGGAGAUACUUUUAUCAGAGGGGAUGAAGAUACACCAUAUAAUGUAUUCCAUGAGAUGGCUUACCCUAAGACCAAAGCUGCAGCUGAAAGAAUGGUGCUGGAAGCCAACGGCACAAAGGUAAAGGGAGGAGCUACUCUCUACACAUGUUCUCUGCGACCAACAGGUAUCUAUGGGGAACAGCAUCAGCUCAUGAAGGACUUCUACAAGAAUGGGAUCCGGACAGGUGGUUGGGUUAUCAGAGGAGUUCCACGGGAUACAGAGCAUGGACGGGUCUAUGCAGGAAAUGUGGCAUGGAUGCACUUGCUGGCAGCACGUGCUCUGCGAGAGCAUCCUGAAAGGCUGGGAGGGGAAUUUUAUUUUUGCUACGAUGACUCACCAUACAAAAGUUAUGAAGACUUCAACAUGCAGUUUCUUUCGGCCUUCAACUUCCGAGCAUUGCAUUUGCCAGUGUGGGUGUUAUGGUUCAUAGCAUGGAUGAACGACCUGUUGCGCUGGCUCCUUAAGCCAUUUUACAACUACACACCACUGCUCAACGGAUACACACUUGCCGUGGCCCGCACAUCCUUCACUGUGAGCACAGACAAGGCAUGUCGCCACUUUCAAUACCAACCACUCUACAGCUGGGAGCAAUGCCUGGCGCGCACACAAUGCUGGGUGAACACAUUUCCUUUAGAAACCAGCACUAAGAACACUUAGCACCUGCUUGAUGUAUAAUUACAGUAACAAACCUGUGGUCAAUUUUUCUAGCUAAAAGUGUCAAGCAAAAGGUUUCUCUCACCCGUAGCUUCUGUAAUGCCACACUGUUUAAGUCUGAUAUAUAAUACAGUACAGUACACAAUACAGUAUGUGUUUUUUAAAUUAACAUUUAGAACAAGCAUAGUUCAACAGAACACAGUCUCAUAAUAUUAUUGCUGUCAUAAUCUAUGUAUUUACAGUAGAUAGUAAAAUGAAUAUGACUUGAUGAUUGAUGUAAUGGUAGCAGUUGGAGGCAUAAGCUUUACAUCACACGCAACAUUUGUAUGUUUUAUGUGUGUAGAUUCAAAAAGACUCCAGUUAUCUUGGCAGUACUCUAGCUAUCAGACAAAAUAUUGACACAUUUCUGUAUUGCCAUGUAGCAGAAAGUACUUUAUCAGUGUGAUACAACAAUGUAUACACACCACCACAUUUAUUUAUUUAUAAUAUAUAUGUCAUUAUCUUAAUUAUUGUAGUUAUCUUAAAAUAUUUAGUUGUUUGAAUGCAACACUUGCAUGUUUUACUUACACAUAGCUUAAUAGCAUAAGUAAUUCUAAACUCCCUUUCUGCUUCCCAAACCACCACGAACAUUAUUAGACUUAGUAUAAUUAUAUGACUCACUCACCAUAACCACCCUUCCCCUCCUCCCAAAAACUAAGAAGUUCCAUUUCUGUGUGGACAACAAAAAACAUAUUUACUCCAGAUGAGUGUUACUACGCAGACACAUUUUCCACAUCAGCUCCAAUUGUUAUAGUGGCCGUAUCAUAGCAAUGCACAAGACAAGGAACACAGUAUUUGCAAACUGAUAUUAUACCUGUGUAUUGUUCAACAAUAAAAAAUUGUUGCACAUUUAGCCAUGUAAUUUUAAAUAUUACUACCUAUACAGACUCUAUCUGUUCUCAGUUUACAAGAUGGUUUGAAAUACAUUAUAUACAAGAGAAGAGUGUCUUUUUUUUGCCCAGUUUGUGGCUGUUGGAUUAUACAGUAUAGAGGUCCAUUAUGAGGGCUCAUUGGGCUGUUUUCUUCAACAGUCCAAACCUUGAAGAAGAAAGGGAGUUCCUAACUGACUUCAGUCCAAGGGGAUUCCCUUAAACUGAAAUGAAUUAUGACAGGGAGUCCUGGAAAGAGAGUUUCCAUAGUGACCUUCACAAUAUUGACUCUUAUGUCACCGAUAGAGUGGAAUAUUAGCCUAAACAGCUGAACACAACACAAACUAUUUGAGGUUUAACCCUGAGGACGUAGUGCUGCCAGUGUCUGAAUGUUUCUGGGCGGGUCCCCCUAGACCCACUAACACCCCUCAAAAUGUAAUGGACAUGUAAAAUCUGAAAACUUUAUUUAGCUUCAUAUCAUCAUGUAUCAAGUAUUGUAUCAAGUAAAAUCAUACAAUAAAAACUUUUCUUAACACCUUGCUCAACUAAUAUUAAAUAUUUACAUGUUCUUAUGUACUAUUUGAAAUACACAAUGUCAGAGGUAAGAAUAGUACUUAUGCAGAACGACUGGGCUUUAAAUUCCAUGCUGGAAUAAUUCAAUCUAUCAUUUUCAAAUAAAUCAAAUAAAAGAAGUGAAUUUAUAA